AUGCGUCUUUCGAAACUCCUAGUUUGGACGGUGCUAGGGUCGGCCCUACCCUCGAGUGGUUACGCCCAACCUGGAUCAGAUAUACAGAAGCGACAGGAAAGCACGGAUACAAACUUUCCAUCUCUGACGACCGAUUCGCCAAAUGCUCCAACAGAUGCUUCCUCAACGGCAAGCGACACGAUCACAUCUACGCCGACCUCGACACAGAGUGCCCAACAGUCUGGCUCAGCAUCCACAACUUCGGUCAACAGCUCGUCUCUGUCCACGUCCUUGUCAACCACCAAGCAUCUCUCCAGUACUACAAGCUCGGCCGUCCACCCCGCCACCGCUACCCCUUCCAACAACUCCACGGUCUCCCCCACCGAGAAAGAGUCGGAUGCGCUACCGAUCCAUCCUCGACUUACCCCAGCGUUCGGAAUCGGCGGAGUGAUACUCAUUAUCCUGGGGUCGACCUAUGCUUUGAUCGGGGUCAAGACUAGAUGGGUACAGAUCUUUUUGUCAUGCGCUUUCUUAGCGAGCAUUGCGACAACGGCGUUGGUCGACUAUGUGAUGAACCCCCCAAUGACAGAUGCCGUCCAAGGAGGCUUUUUCGUGGCGAUUUUCAUGACUGGCGCCGUCUUCGGAGCUGGUGCUCUGGUGUUUAAAGAGGUAACCGAAGGGUUUGCCUGUCUUCUGGGCGGGUUUUGUUUCAGCAUGUGGCUGUUGACACUGCGAGCUGGUGGGCUAAUAACCAGCUCAGGAGGCAAGGGGGCGUUUAUUGGAAUCUUCUGUGUGGUUUUCUGGGCCUUGUCAUGGACCAGCUACACUCGCCCUUACGCACUGAUUGGAUCAAUAUCAUUCAGCGGGGCAACCGCAUUCACCUUGGGCAUCGAUUGCUUCACCCGGGCCGGCUUGAAGGAAUUCUGGUUUUAUAUCUGGGAUCUCAACGAUGACCUUUUCCCUUUGAACACCAGCACCUUCCCACUUACAAAGGGGAUACGUGUCGAAAUCGCCGUGAUUGUGAUCUGCACCAUUAUCGGAGUCCUUUCGCAACUCAAACUCUGGAAAAUGGUCAGAUCGAAGCAGAGGGAGCAAGGCGAACUUGACCAAGAGGGUUUCCGACAGAUGGAAGCAAUGGAGGCUGCCCUGGGCCGUCAUCUCCAACGACAGAACGAGCGCGACAAGUCUGAGUGGGAGAAGCAGUACGGUGAUCGACUCGCCAGCAAGCGCAACACGGUCCUGUGGCAGGAUGCUCAUCCGGAAAAAAGACAUUCGACUGUGUCAGUCGCGGCCCUCGAUCAGGCGCACGAUUCGAGUUCUUCUGAAAGCGUGGAACUGAAUGCUUUUGGCCCCAAGAGAGCCUCAUCAACCUACGGGUCGAAGAAGAAGCGGCAGAGCACGAUGACGGUCGACGUCAUUGAAGAGGUGGAAGAGGAUACGGACGCCAUCGCCGACAAGGAGCGUAAGAAAGCCCUUCAAGCUCUUGAGAGUUCACAGACUCGCCGUAGGACAGAACGGAAAGACAGUGGUGGCUCUUCUGCAACUCACAGUACUUCCAGCACGUCGAAUAAUGUGAGUACAGACGAAGAUGUUUACAACGAUCCACCACGCCAGCUCGGCGGCUCUCCCAAGCUUAAAAGAGGGUCUCAGGCCUCUCUUUCUCGCCGUUCGAAACAUUUGAGCGCGAACUAUAGUGGCGGCGGCUCCGAAUCACAAGAACACUUGAUCGACGGUGAAAGACCCCAGAGCAGGGCUUCCUCAGCUGCUGCGACUAUGGACGUGGAAAACGAAGAGUUGGAUGUGAAGGCAUUGGACCUCGACCUCGAUCCACAACCGUCGUUGUCGUUGCCGCCAGAAAUCGUUGUGUCCUCCAUUACCAACUCAUCAAACACGGCUCUGAUGACGUCGGAGCCCAAAGAGAAUGUCCACAGUGAUAUAGAAACCCCCCCACGAUCAACUGUCGGUAAGAGCCCGGAACCCGAACAAAUCGUUGAACGCGAUGGACACUCUCCUGAAGAAACUUCCAAGUCGGACGGAGGUCUGAAGCCCGAGGGGAGCGAAGCAAAGACGGAGACAGGGGAGGUACCCAAGUCCCACUCUCAGACAUCUGAUGCCACCGACUCCAGCGCAGAUUCUCUGACCAAGAAUGCUCUCGCCCAAGUUCCCAGCCAGCUGUCGAGUGUGGUGUUGUCUUAUCGCACAAACGAAUGGGCAAAGCAUAUUGCCAUGGCCGAUGAACCGAUCUAUGACGAGCCGGAGGCAAUUGGUGGCAUUGACGAUGAACUGCCAACCCAAUUGGCGACAGCCACAGAGCAACCCGAACAGGUUCCUGUGGUGCCUCCUGUAGAAGUGCCGCCUGCGGCCACGUUGCCGCCCACAGUGAAAGCAGGCGGGACUGGCGUGGGGAUCGUUUCCAAGCCACCCUCGAGCCAGCGGUCGGUCGCGGAUCAGGAGCGUCGUCGCAGCACGGGCAAACUACCGCGAUCAAUGUCAGCACAAUCCUUGAGACACUCGGCCAGCCGGGGAGGUCGGAAUUCUCUCAAUCCCGCAAUGCAGACGUCACUGUUCUCGACGCCGAUCGAUGAAGAUGCUCCAAUGGAAUUUACCAGCCCUAAAAGGGUAAGUCGACGCAUGUCAUCCCCGUACCAGAUGCCGCCGCGAAGCAACAGUGGGCUGCGACCGCAAACAGCCUAUGUGACGCCCACGCCGCGUUCCGUUAGCAUGAACGACCUGGCUCAAACGGCGCUGCCUUUGAGUCAAAACGGCAGCCAGGCAGGGGGAUCGAUCGGGACUCGACUUGAGUCAUACAACUCGCAUCAGCCGAAUCAGCGAGACCACAGGAGUGACGUGCAGAAGCGAGAGUCUCUGCUUGCCGAAUGGCGACUGUCACAGCAACACCGGGCUGCUAGCAAGGGCAUCAAUGGAGUAAUGGCGGAAGCCGGACACGCUCAAAUGAAGGCGGACAGGGAAAACCAGAAAUUAAUGGAAGAAUACCAACGAGGUAUGCAGCAAAGGAAACAGCUGGCGAUGGACCAAGUCAUGCGACGACCGGAUAUGCAAGAGCUGCACCGUGAAGCGAUGCGCAAGAUGCAAGCGGGAGCUAAUAAGAACCUGGGAGCUGGAAGAGGCUGA
This is a messenger RNA of Fonsecaea nubica, 3111 nucleotides long. RefSeq lists its product as hypothetical. NCBI's taxonomy places the organism in Eukaryota, Fungi, Ascomycota, Eurotiomycetes, Chaetothyriales, Herpotrichiellaceae. The coding region runs from base 1 to 3111 and encodes 1036 amino acids. The record is from RefSeq and is a predicted model, not a curated record. The transcript has a single exon.